AGAUAAUAGGUUUUUAUGUUUGUUGUGAAAACGUUUUACCUAUUCAAUUAAAAUGGAUGUAAUGACUGAAAGAGCAACGCUAUCCCAAUCACAAAAUAUCUCGUCUGUUUACCAAACAGUAAUCGGAAUGAAGGAUAUAUUUUCAGUAACUGACAACACAAUUCCCUCAGUGUUGAUUACAAAAGAAAACCUUGCCAGAUCAAAAGAAAACUUUAAACAGAGAAUAAAAAUGGGAAAAAACAAGUGGAGCUUGCCAGACGCGGAACAUAACAAUAAUAUAUUACAUAUGCUGCAAACAAACGGACAACGGAGGGGAAGAGAAUUUCGAGCAAAAUCUAAACGAAGGAUUGUAACUCAGGAUUCAUCACGAUCUUUUCUUCCAAACAUCUCUGGGACUAUUCCUCAAACUGCAGGUGGUAUAUCAAGGAAAAAAUCAUCGAAAAGAAAAAGUCGUUCAGUCCUUUCAAAUCAUGAAGUUUUAUCACAGCAGGGAGUGCGUACUCAUUUACCAAAGUUUCGAAAGAAACUAAGUUCAGAAGUGAAAUCAAAAGACGAACAAAAAAUCAUUAGAAAUAUAAAGUUUUGGAGGGAAACAACACCUAUAAGUAGAGCUGGAAUUUACGACAAUAUUCCACAAAUUGAUAAAGAUACUGCUGAAGAAAGUAGAGACAUGAUAGCUCAAGAAGAAAGUAAUGUUGGGAAUUCACAGAAUCCAACUUGGUCCAACAAAUUUUCAAUGGAGAAUGACACACAGAAGACACAGAAUAAAUUCUAUGCAAGACAUAUGGCUUUAAGGGAUAGACUAAUUGAGUUUGAAACAAUGCACUAUAGAGAAGCAGUAACAAGAAUAAACAGAUAUCGAGAGAAACUAAGAAGGCCCCAAGCUACUAGAGCUGGAAAACUGAGACAAACAAAGGAAGCAAGCAGAGAAAUGGAUCAAAGAAAAGAUAAAAAAGAACAACAGAGACAAGCUAUUGAAGAGGAUGAUAAUAAUAACAAUGGUGGGAUUUCACCACCAGGAAUCAGAAUGUCACCAAGUAAAGAAUGGAAACCAUACAUUGCAAAAAGACAUGCUGGAGAUAACCAGCAAAGUAAGAAGCACUCAGUGCUUCACAAAUCUGGAGGAAAAAUUGACAAAAAACAAGGAGACAAAACCAAUUCCGCCAGAGUUCCACAGACAACAAUUCCAUCAAAACAUCGCAGUACCAAUCCAACGCCAGAUGAAGACAUAACAUAUCCGAUACAUAUUGAAAAACUAUUGAGAGACUGCACACCUCAGAAUAUAAAAACAAGCGACGUAGAUAGAAGUACACAAGAUAGAGUUUCGACUCGAUUAAAAAUGACAACAGAUGUGGCAACGGGGUUACCAACAGUGGAAGGUGUCAAUGAAUUUAAAGGCAAGAUGGAAAUUUCUAAUCACAGUAAAGGAAAGUCUAUCCUCAUUGAUAUAAGACAACAAUAUAACGAAGGACAAACUAGAAAUGAUGUUGAUACUAAACAAAAAUCAGAGGAGUUGGCCGAAGCUGGAAAUACUGAAGAUGUUGCCUCUGGUAGUACACGAACAAUGCUGGGCACGAAACUACGUCUACUAUUACAGAAAAGUUCACAGUCAGAAAGAGAAAGUAAAACAGCUGGAGGCAGCAGUCAAUUGAUAGAAGAAACAACAAUUGGUAAUAAUCAUCCAAAAACGAGUGGUGGUAAAAGAUUUACCCAGAAGACUUCCAAGUUUUAUCCACCGGGAUCGACUCGAUUUCCAAAUGUCACUAAGAUCGGAAGUCUAUCGAUGUCAUUUCAAAGAGAUGGUAAACAAGAAUUUAUGAUGAGAGGAAUAAAAGGAGAAAAAGAUAAUUUUCGUCCAAAGCUAAAAGAUAUUAUAAACAAGCAUAACAAUGAAGAAAGGUUGGAAAGAUCUCAAGCAAAAGUAAAACAAAAUCAAAUCCGUAUGAAUGAUGCCAAUUUAUUGAUGUUAAGGAAGGGAACGCAAGAUACAGAGAUUGAAAAAGACAAGGCAGAUGACAAAACGCAAAAUCUAACUUACAAAUCAUAUUUGAGAGGAAAAGUUGUGUUUAAGAAUGCUAGCUCAACAGUAAAUGAAAUACAACAUAGAGGCGGACUGAGUGGACUUUCAUUUGCAAGAUUAUCUACAAAUAUGAAACAAGAUGGGAGAGAAAAACAGAGAACAACAAGUUCUGUGAAAGGUCCAAACUCAAGAGAAGUUGAAUAUUCAACAAUUCCAAUAGCAGAAAAAAGAAAAAAUGGGAUUCUGAAUAAAGGGCUAAACAUUCCUGUAGUUGUUGAAGGGCCUGUUUCUGAAAAAGAAUCUGCUAAAAAGGAGAAACUAAUACAACAACAGAAGGAACAGUUAAUGCAAGCUCGACAUAUGUUGUUUGACCCAAGUAAAUUGGCAAUUACAAGUCUAACAGCAGCUAUAUUAAACAGUGAAUUGGCACUGAGAGCUCCAUCAAGCAGUCCAGUUGAUUUUACCCGUGGAUUUCAACAACGAAUAGCAAUGACAUCUCAAGGAUAUAUGCAAGGUCUAGAUCCAGCAGGUCCAACAAUGAAAGGAUCAACAGGUAGAGUGCCACAUACACCAAUGAAUCAAGCAGAUGGAUUAUCGCCACUACUAGACCAAGGUGAUGAGAGACAGAGAAGUUCAAAACUACCACUCCCCAAAGUCUCUGAUCUAAUUGACCUCCAGCGUUUGUAUGAAGCCGUGCGACAACAGAACGGUACUGCACCUUUUUAUGUUCCGACUUCGUCCAUUGAAGGAAUUAAAGAUUUACAACGAAAACAUUUUCACAAAGCGCAGCUCAAAAGACAACCAUUUUAUCACUAUCCGUAUCCUUACCAAAACGUGAACAAUUUAAAGCAAGACGAUGGUAUACCUUUAUAUAUAGUGACUAGCGCUGCAACAAAAGUACACAAACCGAUGAAAUUCAAUCCAAAGUCAAAUACUACGGAAUCAAUGUCAUGGAAAUAUAACUAUAACAAAGGCAAAGAAAAGCCUCCAGUUCCGCCACCCAAGAAAGAAGAAAUCAAUCUGGUUUAUAAUUCUCCAUUCCAUGAUAAGCAAAUCAAAAAUGAUCAGAAUAACCAGAACAGUAUUGCGACGGAUAAAUACAAAGGAUAUACUGGUGUACGAGGUGUUAUCGUCUCAAUGUCAACUCCAUCUAAACCACUGCAACAAAUUGAAGAGAAUUAUGCAACUUAACAAUUACCACCAAUCCUAAGUUUAAUUUUGCGAGAAAAAAAAAUCCACUGGUGACAAACCACACUUUGUAAACAUUAUACACCAGUAAUCCCCAAUCAGUGCCAUUAAGUCUUUUGGUAAUAUUCCUGAAAGUUGUGGAUCAUUCUGAAUACAAUCUGUCAAUAAUGUUAUGUACAAAUGGUAUCUACCAAAGAGAUGGCUUCUCAUCAGAUUAUAGAAAAUCGCCUUGAAACUGGAGGAUGAUAUAAGAUGUGCCAUGAUGAAAAUAAGCUAUCACAUGCAAAAGCUUAUGAACUAACCAGAAUCUCUUCGGUGUACCCCAUGAACUGAAAACUACUGCUAAUAGCGAUGUUGAUGAUAUUGAAUGCUUCAAUCUUUUCCUAAAAAAUACCCUACUCCUUAUCCUACCUUAUACUUUUCUAUAACUCUAAUAUAAAUAGCACUGCCUUUCUCCUAUAUAAUAUAUAUGAAAAUAAAUACCGAACAGAAAUCUGUCUGCGAAAAAUGUCUGAUAAACAGGAGUAAAAUAGUAAUUUCAGAAGACCAAUGACAGUAUAAUUAUUUGAUUGUAAGUAAACGAAUAAGGUGUUUUCACUUUUCUUUUUUAAUGGGUCUCUGGAUAAGGAGUCAGUAGCAAGCAUGCAGCGAUUUCGUAUUUUGAAAUGCCAGUUCUAUAUAACAGACCAAUCGUAUAACACUCGCUAGAACUCAAAGCCUAACCCAGAGAUACUAACAUACAUUGGACCGGCAUAUAAACCGCUAAAUGUUAUCACAAUCACAAAAAUUGAAGUCGAUAUUAAGAAACAAUUGCGUGUAUAUGUUGUUAUACUGAUGCAAGGCUAAAAAAUAAUAUAUAUAUAUACACAGUACAACCACAUGUUCGUGAUAGCCAUGAGCAGUUUCAAUAAAUAAAUAUUCCUUCUUGUUAUUAGCAGACAAUUUUUAAGUUUCCCUACAAAAAGUGAACAAUACAGGGGCCAAACACUUUGAUUAGUGCCUCACCAAGUACUAUAAAAUAAAGUUUGUAAUCCACUACCAUACUUACCUAAAGUACAUUAUAAAAAAAAGGUAAAGGCUUAAUAUAUGAAUCCAUAUCUCCCAAAUCAUUUGUAUUGGAUGAAUAGCAUUCAUAUCAUAACUUAACUAAGUCAUCUCUCAAAAUACAUCCGAGGUGUUUCUGGCCACUAUAUUCAGAAUAUGAUAAUCACAUAAUCAUGUAAUCUAAGUAUGCUUGUUUGCCAAAAAAUUUUGCAUGAAACUUCAAAAAUUUCAAUAAACUAAGAACUCAUUGAGUAACUUUUUUCAAAGAUUUGGUUUCCUUUAUUUUUGAGUGAAUGAACAUGGCCGUAAGCAAAUUUCCAUUA
Styela clava is the source of this 4575-nucleotide messenger RNA. The record is from RefSeq and is a predicted model, not a curated record. Lineage: Eukaryota; Metazoa; Chordata; Ascidiacea; Stolidobranchia; Styelidae.